UCGCACCCGCGGACGCUCAUUCAAAACGCGGCCGCGCUCGGGCGCCCGCAGCCCCGCACCCCGGCCCCGCGCCGCCCGCCCCGCGGCCGGGUGCUGCCGGCGGGGAUGCCCGGCGGGGCCGCGGCCUGAGGCGGCCGCCCGCCCGCCGCCAUGCCGGUGAAGAACCGGUACAACCUGGUGGACGAUGGCUGCGACUCCCGCGUCCCGCUGCACAACGAGGAGGCCUUCCAGCACGGCAUCCACUUCCAGGCCAAGUACAUCGGUAGCUUGGAUGUACCCAGGCCCAACAGCCGUGUGGAGAUUGUGGCAGCCAUGAGAAGGAUUAGGUACGAAUUCAAAGCCAAGAACAUUAAGAAGAAGAAAGUGAGCAUCAUUGUGUCCGUGGAUGGGGUGAAGGUGAUUCUGCGCAAGAAGCAGAAGAGAAAGGAGUGGACCUGGGAUGAGAGUAAGAUGGUGGUGAUGCACGAUCCUGUGUACAGAAUCUUCUACGUGUCUCAUGACUCACAAGACCUGAAAAUAUUUAGUUACAUUGCAAGGGAUGGCGCUAACAACUCCUUCAGGUGCAACGUCUUCAAAUCGAAGAAGAAGAGCCAGGCGAUGCGGGUGGUGCGCACAGUGGGGCAGGCCUUCGAGGUGUGCCACAAGCUGAGCCUGCAGCACGCCCUGCAGAACGCCGACGGACAGGCGGAUGGUGCCAGCGACAAGUCAGCUGAGGAGCAGCCGCUGGAAGUUCACCAGAUAAAGGGCUCCAAGGUCACGGAUGCAGACAAGGUUGGCAUCGACUCUGACGGCAUCUGUGUGUCCGAGAGGGGACCUGGAGAGGUGCCAGGUGCCAGGGGGGACCUGGGCGUGCUGAAACCUGGGCAAGCCUCAAAGGAUAAGAACUGCCAGGAUGCUGAAAACUACUCCCUGCACCCAGCCAGCUCCCAGCAGCUGCUCAGCCCCAGCAGCCCCUGCUCCUCAGCCUCCAUCACCCCACUGGCCUCCCAGCACUGCCUCCAGCUGCUCCAGCAGCAGCUUCUCCAGCAGCAGCAGCAGACGCAGGUGGCUGUGGCCCAGGUGCAGCUGCUGAAGGACCAGCUGGCGGCCGAGACGGCGGCGCGGAUCGAGGCGCAGGCCCGGGUGCGGCAGCUCCUGCUGACCAACCGCGACCUGCUGCAGCACGUCUCGCUGCUGGUGCGGCAGCUGACGGCGCUGGAAGCCCGGGAGGAGCAGCGGCAGCCGGUUGACCGCUCCUUGCAAAACCUGUCCCUGGCUCAGUCCCUCUCCCUGAACCUGAAGAACCACUACAGCUUGGACAUGCACCUGCCAUCCACCUCCACCCCCGCCAGCAUCCUGGGCAGCCCCGUGGCCCCCGGCUCGCUGCCAGCCCUGGGCCCCGGGGACUCCUACCUCAACCUCGUCAGCCUGGAGAGGGGCGGCCACCGCUACAGCAGCAAGGAGGGGGACGAGUGCCUGGCAGUACUGGAGGGGCAGGACGGGCUCAGCCGGCGCGUGGAGGGCUCCGAGGUCAGCGAGUUUGCACUGCUCAACGGGAGCAGCCGGCAGAAGGUGGACGAAACAGACAGAGGGGAUGAGGACAGGCGGCAGCAGCCCAUUCCCAAGCUCAACCCGCCACCACCCAUCCUACGCAAAAGGUCAAGCAAGACCUCCCCGAGCCUGGAAGUGGAGGUAAAGCCUGAGAGCACUGCCCACAUGAGCCUGCCCAGCCCCAGCAUCUCCAGCCUCACCAGCAUCGCUGCCAGCUCACUCACCCUCUUGGACACUGAGGCAAGGACUCCUGCGCGGAGCGCUGCCUCCAGCAUGGAACCCAUCCCUGCUGGGACCUGCCAGCGCGCUCUGGGCAAGGACAGGACUGGAGAGAGAGGGCAGAUGUCCCCCCUGACCAGCAUCCACGACCCUGCAGCCAGCGAGGCCCUGGCCAAGGACUUGGUGGCCUUGGCCAGCCCCACGGACAGCAUGCUGCCCUUCUCCCCUGCGGAUGACACCUGCUUGCACAUCAGCUUCUCUGAAGAUGAGCUGCUUGAACCAGAGCUGGACACUGCCACGGGGCCCAGCAGGGUCCCCUCUUAGAGGGACCACAGU
Messenger RNA from Falco peregrinus (peregrine falcon), 2085 nucleotides. Its product is annotated as carboxyl-terminal PDZ ligand of neuronal nitric oxide synthase protein-like. Lineage: Eukaryota; Metazoa; Chordata; Aves; Falconiformes; Falconidae. Gene Ontology annotation, molecular function: nitric-oxide synthase binding. The transcript is spliced from 11 exons. The record is from RefSeq and is a predicted model, not a curated record. Bases 151 to 2073 code for a protein of 640 amino acids.